Molecule: messenger RNA, 1192 nt
Organism: Ooceraea biroi (clonal raider ant)
Lineage: Eukaryota; Metazoa; Arthropoda; Insecta; Hymenoptera; Formicidae
Gene: Rbm13
Product: RNA-binding motif protein 13
Biological process (GO): maturation of 5.8S rRNA; maturation of LSU-rRNA
Cellular component (GO): preribosome, large subunit precursor; nucleolus
Source: RefSeq, a predicted model, not a curated record
AUAUUUGACAAUGUUCAGUUUGAUUCAGUGUGAUUCAGUGUGAUUCAGUGUGAUUCAGUUCGGCACGUGUUUAAUCGUUACGUUCCGUGCGUUUGAUACACGUGUUGUGAUACUUAUUAAAAAUUUGAUACAAUUUAUUUCCACAAGUAGAUACAAGUAAAAACAAAAUGCAGCACGAUGACGCCGUGUGGAGUAUUAUAAAUAAAUCAUUUUGCUCUUAUAAAAUAAAUACAAAGACACAAAGAUUCUGUAGACAUGAGUACAAUCUUACGGGAUUGUGCAGCAGACCUGCAUGUCCUCUUGCAAACAGUCAGUAUGCCACAAUCAAAGAGGAAAGCGGUAUUAUCUAUCUGUAUAUGAGAACCAGUGAUAGGAUAUAUAAACCUAAAGCUAGUUGGCAGAAAGUCAAACUAUCCAGAAAUUUUGAGAAAGCGAUACAGCAGAUCAAUGAAAAUUUGCUUUACUGGCCUGGUUUCAUAAAAGCAAAAUGCAAGCAACGAUUCCUCAAGAUUACACAGUAUCUUAUUCGCAUGAGGAAACUCAGACUAAGGCGGCAGAAGAAGAUCGUACCUCUUCAGAGGAAGAUCGAGAGAAGAGAGAGGCGUAGGGAGGAAAAGGCUUUAGUCGCUGCCAGACUAGAAAAUGCGAUUGAAAAGCAGCUUAUGGAGAGAUUAAAGAAGGGAAUGUACGAAGGCAUUUUCAACUUCCCACAACGAGUGUUUGACAAAGCAGUGAAAGAUGUCGAAGUCGUGGAAGAAGAUGGCGAGGCGGAAAGUGACGAAGAAGUGGAACAGGAAAUCGAGAAGGAAGUGGAAAUGGAAUUGGAAGCAGAUGAGAGGGAAACUGAGCAGGAUGGCCCACAAUACAUUGAAGCUGAUAGCAAUGAUGAUGAUGACGAUGUUGAAGAGCUUUCUAUGGAUGAAGAUAGUGACUCUGGACGAAAAGAAGAAAUUGAAUUGUCAGACAGUUUUGAAUCUGAUGUCAGCGAUAUUGAGGAUAUGUUCGAGCCAUCCACGAGUAAGAAGACAAAAAUGCCGAAAGUUGGUAAAAAAGCAAAGGCACAAAAGAAAUUGCGACCAAGAGUGGAAGUGGAAUACGAAAUGGAACAAGAGAGCCGACGACAACAGGCUUAGCAAAUUUGUAUCAUAUAAAUAUUACAAUUGUUUUUCUAAUAAAGCUAUUGAAAAUAUUA